AUGGCAACCAACAAGUACUCGGUCAUCCUGCCUACCUACAAUGAGCGUCGCAACCUGCCCAUCGUCGCCUGGUUGCUAAACCGCACCUUCACCCAGCAAAAACCUUGCCUGGAGAUAAGUCUACUAACGAACAUGUCUCACAACAGCAAGCUCGAAUGGGAACUCAUCAUCGUAGACGACGGCUCUCCCGACGGCACCCAAGAAGUCGCCAACCAGCUCGUCAAAGCCUACGCCCCGCACGUCAUCCUCAAAACCCGCACCGGCAAGCUGGGCCUGGGAACCGCCUACGUCCACGGCCUGCAGUUCGUCACCGGCAACUUCGUCAUCAUCAUGGACGCCGACUUCUCUCACCACCCCAAGUUCAUCCCCCAGAUGGUCGCCCGCCAAAAGGAGGGCAACUACGACAUCGUUACCGGCACUCGCUACGCCGGCAACGGCGGCGUCUACGGCUGGGACCUCAAGCGCAAGUUCGUCUCCCGCGGCGCCAACCUCUUCGCCGACACCGUUCUGCGCCCCGGCGUCAGCGAUCUGACGGGCAGCUUCCGCCUCUACAAGAAGAGCGUCCUGGACAAGGUCAUCUCGAGCACCGAGAGCAAGGGAUACACGUUCCAGAUGGAGAUGAUGGUGCGCGCCAAGGCUAUGGGGUGCUCUGUAGCCGAGGUGCCCAUUACCUUUGUCGACCGCGUCUACGGCGACAGCAAGCUUGGUGGUGACGAGAUUGUCGAGUACGCCAAGGGUGUGCUUUCGCUGUGGGCCAAGGUCUAA
Colletotrichum paranaense is the source of this 765-nucleotide messenger RNA. RefSeq names its product dolichol-phosphate mannosyltransferase. Gene Ontology annotation, cellular component: endoplasmic reticulum membrane. The transcript is spliced from 2 exons. Gene Ontology annotation, biological process: protein O-linked glycosylation via mannose; GPI anchor biosynthetic process; dolichol-linked oligosaccharide biosynthetic process. Gene Ontology annotation, molecular function: dolichyl-phosphate beta-D-mannosyltransferase activity. The coding region runs from base 1 to 765 and encodes 254 amino acids. The record is from RefSeq and is a predicted model, not a curated record. NCBI's taxonomy places the organism in Eukaryota, Fungi, Ascomycota, Sordariomycetes, Glomerellales, Glomerellaceae.